AGAUCCUGAUCUCAACGCGACUUUCUACACCAAUGACGUCGGUCCGGCGAUAGCAGCCACAGCACACACUAGCCACACAUUGCUCCGGGUAGGCCAAACUGACUGCCCCACCAUGGCCUUCUCACUUCCACAGGCAGCCAGCCAAGCUAUGAUACAUCCUAGUGCUUCCAUCAUCAACGCGACGCCAUCGCCAGCACCACCUCACAUCGCCCACCACACACCGCAGCCAUGGCCGCCGACAAGCCCACAGAGACUCCUGCUGCCGCCGAGAAAAAGCCCGAAGAGACCAAGACCGCCAAACCCGCAGCGCUUGGCGAGGACGACGAGUUCGAGGACUUUCCCGUGGAAGACUGGCCAGAGAACGAGACCGAGGCCGCAGCGCAGGGCGAGUCGAGCAAGCACUUGUGGGAGGAGAGCUGGGACGACGACGACACGAGCGACGACUUCUCGCAGCAGCUCAAGGCUGAACUACAAAAGGUCGAGGCGGGCAAGCGGAAAUAGACAAGCACAAUCAUGACAUGAGUUACGAAGAUACAAA
Emericellopsis atlantica is the source of this 538-nucleotide messenger RNA. RefSeq names its product DSS1/SEM1 family-domain-containing protein. Gene Ontology annotation, cellular component: proteasome regulatory particle, lid subcomplex; proteasome complex. NCBI's taxonomy places the organism in Eukaryota, Fungi, Ascomycota, Sordariomycetes, Hypocreales, Bionectriaceae. The record is from RefSeq and is a predicted model, not a curated record. Gene Ontology annotation, biological process: proteasome assembly; mRNA export from nucleus; double-strand break repair via homologous recombination. The transcript has 3 exons. Bases 229 to 501 code for a protein of 90 amino acids.